CGCGGGGCUGCGGCCAUGGCCCGGGAGAACGGGGACGGCGGCGGCUCCUGGAAGAAGCAGGCGGAGGACAUCAAGAAGAUCUUCGAGUUCAAGGAGACACUGGGGACGGGUGCAUUCUCCGAGGUUGUUUUGGCUGAAGAGAGAGCGAGUGGGAAACUCUUCGCAGUCAAAUGUAUUCCCAAGAAGGCACUGAAAGGAAAGGAAAGCAGCAUAGAGAAUGAAAUUGCAGUGCUGAGAAAGAUCAAGCAUGAAAAUAUAGUUGCUCUGGAAGACAUCUAUGAGAGCCCAAACCAUUUAUAUUUGGUCAUGCAGUUAGUGUCUGGGGGAGAGCUCUUUGACCGCAUUGUGGAGAAGGGAUUCUACACGGAGAAGGACGCCAGCACCCUGAUCCGGCAGGUCCUGGACGCUGUGUACUACCUGCACCGCAUGGGCAUCGUGCACAGGGACCUCAAGCCUGAGAACCUGCUUUACUACAGCCAGGAUGAAGAGUCAAAAAUCAUGAUCAGUGACUUUGGAUUGUCAAAGAUGGAGGGUAAAGGAGAUGUGAUGUCCACAGCCUGUGGAACUCCUGGCUAUGUUGCUCCUGAAGUGCUGGCCCAGAAGCCCUACAGCAAAGCCGUGGACUGCUGGUCCAUCGGGGUCAUCGCCUACAUCCUACUCUGUGGAUAUCCCCCUUUCUAUGAUGAAAACGACUCCAAACUCUUUGAGCAGAUCCUUAAGGCAGAGUAUGAGUUUGACUCUCCAUACUGGGAUGACAUCUCUGAGUCUGCUAAAGACUUCAUUCGGAAUUUGAUGGAGAAGGACCCUAAUAAAAGAUACACCUGUGAGCAAGCAGCACGGCACCCUUGGAUCGCUGGAGAUACAGCACUCAACAAAAACAUCCACGAGUCGGUCAGCGCUCAGAUCCGGAAGAACUUCGCGAAAAGCAAAUGGAGACAAGCGUUCAAUGCCACGGCAGUGGUGCGGCACAUGAGGCGGCUACACCUCGGCAGCAGCCUGGACAGUGCCAGUGCCAGCGUGUCCAGCACCCUCAGCCUCCCCACGCCGCUCCCCGACGCAGCCACGCGGAAAGAUUGUAUGUCUCCAUCCACUCUCUGUAGUUUUGUUUCAUCUGCUUCUUCAGGCGUUUCUGCGGUAGGAGGGGACCGGAGACCCAGAGCCACCACAGUGACCACAGUGCACACAGGGAGCAAGUGAGCGCCGGGGCGGCGAGGAGCGGGCAGGCAGCAGGGCUGGCUGGGGGCUCGGUGCCCUCCCGCCCUGCUCGGCCAAGGACUAGAAGAAAGAAGAUUUUUUAUGGCCAUAUUUUAUACUGCAAUUCUGAAAUGUUUCAUUUAUCACAAACUGCAAUGACUCCAGGAGGAAUGGAAUCUAACAGUCUCUGGUGCUGUACAUAUAUAUAUACAUAUAUAUAUAUAUAUAUAAAUAUAUAUAUGUAUGUGAGUCUAGCAAUGUUCUAACUAAUGAACACUCAUUCUUUCCCCCAGUGAUUUACUCUUUUCUCAGUGUAGGUAACAGUAUAUGUUGUAUUUUUUUCCAUUAACUACAAACAUCUCAACUGGAUUAUUUAAAUAGAAAUACUUUUCUGAGCAUUUUUUUCCUUUUAAAAAUUACUUCAAGUAAUGUCCCUCUUCCAGUUUGCUGGGGGAUAGGCUAUUUCUGUAGAUAGGAAUUGGCAUUAACUUUGCUACAUGGGAGGAUUUCAAUGGCAUGCCGUUUCUUGCUCCUCAAAUUGGACUGCAAGUCUGACUUUAGCAGAGCUGUUACUGCUCAGAUUAAAAAACUGCUGCUUUUCCCCCCAUCCUCCUCCUUGAAAACCAUGGGGAGAAUUAAGUUGUCAGCUCAUCCUUGGCCUCAUUCCUGUCGUGCUGGGAAUCAGCACCCUUGUUUCAGAGGAGAGGCAGGUACACUGAGUCAGGCAGGAUCUGACCAGAGCUGUGCAAGGGAAAUGACAGAGCACAAUCUAAUCCUGCAGCUCCCAUCUCCUUCAAGUUGCUGUGUGUUGUGAGCAGACGCAAAGAAAAGGAAGAUAGAGGGGUAGCAAUCAUCCUCCUCUGCCACUGAUUUGCUGUGCUGCCCUCAAGCAAGACAUUUAAUUCACGAGCCUCUGGCAUGGGGUUCAUCCAGCUCAAGGGCUUCAUGAGAGAGAUUCUGAGCACCCACAACUCCUUGGGGCUUUGCCUGGCAUUGCUGACGCUCAGCAUCUCCCAGAGUAGCCCAAAGUGGGGAGAGGUCAGGAGUGGUGCUUGAAGCCCUCUGUAAAGCACUGGCAGGAUCUUGGGUGGGAAGUGCAGGAUCUGGUGUAGUGUAGCUCCAUGAUGAUCAGGCUGAGGGUUGACAAGGAGUGCUGAGCUGGGAAAGCAGGACCUCGCUGAAAGGCAAAGGCACAGCUGGUGGCAGUGGUGGCAC
Sturnus vulgaris (Common starling) is the source of this 2409-nucleotide messenger RNA. RefSeq names its product calcium/calmodulin dependent protein kinase ID (gene CAMK1D). The record is from RefSeq and is a predicted model, not a curated record. Gene Ontology annotation, biological process: protein phosphorylation. Lineage: Eukaryota; Metazoa; Chordata; Aves; Passeriformes; Sturnidae. Gene Ontology annotation, molecular function: ATP binding; protein kinase activity.